Sphaerodactylus townsendi is the source of this 1985-nucleotide messenger RNA. It is a transcript of the gene GPR132, whose product is annotated as G protein-coupled receptor 132. Gene Ontology annotation, cellular component: membrane. Gene Ontology annotation, molecular function: G protein-coupled receptor activity. The coding region runs from base 153 to 1220 and encodes 355 amino acids. The transcript is spliced from 2 exons. The record is from RefSeq and is a predicted model, not a curated record. Gene Ontology annotation, biological process: G protein-coupled receptor signaling pathway; G1/S transition of mitotic cell cycle; negative regulation of G2/M transition of mitotic cell cycle. Lineage: Eukaryota; Metazoa; Chordata; Lepidosauria; Squamata; Sphaerodactylidae.
UACAUGCGGAGACAGUUGGCACACAGAGGCCGUGCUCAGGAGACCGUUACUGCUUUGGUGCCUUCAAGAGAAGCCAGCAACAGAGGCCAUUAGACGUCCGGAGCAGCGUACUACAGAGAACUGCAGGUGGACCCAACUGAAGAAGGCAUCCAAUGGGGGUCCCUGCCUACACCAGCAGCAUGGCUGAGAAUUGCAAUUCCACAAAUAUUUCCAUGUGCAAUUUCACAUGCAAUUCCAAGGACUAUCCACAUGAAGAGAGCAAGUUGCUUCUGAUUGCAGUGUACAGCAUCGUCUCCAUUGUGGGCCUGCCGGCCAACUGUCUGACCGCCAUCUUGACCUUAGUCCAGAUCUGUAGGGGAAACAGUCUUGCCAUCUACCUGUUUGGCCUGUCAUUGUGCGAGUUGAUGUACCUGAGCACCCUCCCACUCUGGAUCAUUUAUGUGCAGAACAACCGUAGCUGGAACAUCGGGGAACAUUCUUGCAGAGUGACAGGAUACAUCUUUUUCUGCAACGUCUACAUCAGCAUCCUUCUCUUGUGUUGCAUUUCCGUAGAUCGCUACAUGGCGGUGGUCUACCCCCUGCGGAGCAGGGGGCUGCGAAACCAGAGGAUCGCCAUGGGUGUUACGUUGGUUCUCUUUGUCGUGGUGGCAAUAACCUAUAGCCCUGUGUUUUUUGACAGAAACAUCCAGACGUCGAACAUGAGCACCUGCUUUGAAAGUCCUCUCAAUCCCCGACUGGCCAAUUUCAACAUCGUUCGCUUCCUAGUCGGAUUUAUUAUCCCUUUCGCAAUCCUCAUUUUCAUGAACUACAAGAUCUUUCAAAGCAUUAAGAUCAGCUACAGCCUGAGCCCACACCAGAAAUCCAAAGUGAAGUACCUAGCCAUUGCGAUUAUUUCCAUCUUUGUGGUCUGUUUUGCGCCUUACCAUUUCGUGCUGCUCGUACGAGCCAUCCGUUUUCAUUGGCACCCAAAUGAGUAUUGUGACUUUGAGAAGAAAACCUACACCCUCUCCACUGUGUUCCUGUGUUUGUCCACUGCUAACAGUGUCGCAGACCCAUUUAUUUAUGUGCUGGCGACUGAAAACACAAAACACGAGAUACGUCAGGCGUUCAGAGUGAUGGGGGGUCGUUUUUUGAACAAUUCCAAGACGGACAGCAACAAGCCGGACAGUACACAGAAGACACCGGUGGAUCCCUCAGAGGUGCAUACAGAGGACAGGUAGCAUCUCUUCCUGGAAAAGUUUGUAUAAAGAAUAGGAAGAUGGGCACAUUCGUCAGCAGGAGGGACCUCUUAGGUCCAUGAGGCUCAGCAGAUCCUGGCCUAUGUGUGGAGGAGGAUAAACCUUCCCUCUUGCAAAGCAUAGCCUUGUUGCAUCAGAUGCUACAAACAGACCUUGCAGGAAAUCCUGGCGGUUAUACAUAACAGGAUUACAUCAUGAUGCCAUGCUUUGUGGCCAGAUCCAUCCACAGUACAGAACGUGGUGUGACCUAGGAUGGGUCAGAGUAUGUUUUUUGAUGAACUCCGGGAACUUUUAUUAGUAUUAUUACUGCUUAGCAUUAGUAUUAGUAUCUUUACCGUCUCGUUUGGGAUGAACUUUUAGAAGAACGGGGCAGCGGGUUUUCUCUCUGUUGACUGUCAGCUUGUGGUGCUUGCGUCCUCCAUUUGGUAUGCUGCACAAUUCCUCUGUGAUUCCACACAUGAGCUUGGCGUGGGGGUCGGUGGCAGAGACCCCCAAACAAAAACAACCGUUGAAAUUGCGCCGGCAGCCCGCCGGCAGUGAGAGUGCCGAGACAGGGUGUUUCCAUCUGCUAAAGGCUUCCGGACAGCAGUGUGGGCCGGUGACAAGGGUCCCCACAAUAUGCUCAUUGGACUCCCUCUCAACAGCUGAGGUGGGGCGUGUCCAGAGGCGCACUGAGAGAAAAUGGCACCUGAGGCAACACCUGCUCAAGCGCCCCCCUGCUUAUCGCAACCAGGGAGGGAGAGGACU